Messenger RNA from Purpureocillium takamizusanense, 1750 nucleotides. RefSeq lists its product as uncharacterized. Gene Ontology annotation, cellular component: mitochondrial inner membrane. Gene Ontology annotation, biological process: protein insertion into mitochondrial inner membrane from matrix; mitochondrial respiratory chain complex IV assembly. The record is from RefSeq and is a predicted model, not a curated record. The transcript has 3 exons. Gene Ontology annotation, molecular function: membrane insertase activity. The coding region runs from base 10 to 1515 and encodes 501 amino acids. NCBI's taxonomy places the organism in Eukaryota, Fungi, Ascomycota, Sordariomycetes, Hypocreales, Ophiocordycipitaceae.
CCGCUCGCCAUGCUUCCAAGCAGGGGAAUCGCGCGGUCCCUCCCCUCGACCGGGCCGGCGCGGCGGCAGCUCCAAAGCCGGUGGACAAAAUCAUCUUCACCGAGCGCAUUGUCGCUGCGCAUUCGCAAUGGGCGACAGUUCGGCACAGUCAUCGCGGCUUCGUCCGGGAGCUCUCCGCUCCGGAGCCGGUCCAUAGCCGCACCGAUGAUGCUCGGCGGCAUGGCUUCGUCCUCGCGCGCCUUCUCCCUCUGGGGCUGGGGCGGCGGCAAGAAGGACGUGGCCGCGCCGGUGCAUGACCCUGCAGCCGCCACAGCGUCAUCACCAACACCAACACCACUGUCAUCAACAUCAACAUCAGCAUCAACAUCCACCAACACCCUUCCCCCCCCCACGGACAUCGCCGCUCCAACCUUCGGACCGACAGCCAGAGGCCCAAUCAACCCGAUGACCGACAUACAAUUAUAUCCCGAGGUGGCAUCAGGCGACGUGCUCAGCAGCGGUGUGGACAUUACCAAAAUACCCGAGACGCUCGGCUACCUGCACGCCCUCGGCCUCGACUACGGCUGGGGCCCGACGUCGGCCAUGCAGUGGGUGCUCGAGCACGUCCACAUCUGGACGGGCCUCGGCUGGGGCGCCUCCAUCAUGGCCACGGCCGUCCUGCUCCGCCUCGUCAUGUUCUUCCCCCAGGUCCGCAGCCUGCAGUUCAACGGCGUCAUGCAGAAGAUGCGCAAGGAUCCGCGCUCCCAGGAGGCCAUGAAGCUCAUCCAGCAGGGCCUCCAGGAGCGCGACAUGGAGAUGCGCCAGAGGGGCCAGUACCUCAACAAGAUGCUCAAGCAGCAGUACGGCGCCAGCAACUGGGGCAUGCUGUGGUCCUUUAUGCAGAUCCCCUUCACCUUUGGCCUGUUCCGCAUCGUCAGCGGCAUGACCCAUAUCCCCGUCCCCUCACUCGAGACGGCCGGCUACCUGUGGUUCACCGAUCUGACGGCCACCGACCCGUACUUUGUGCUGCCGGCCGUCGGCACCAGCCUCAUGAUCGGCGCCCUCGCGCUCAACGCCAAGUACACCCCUGAGGCGCAACGGAAGAUGCUCAAGAACAUGGCCUACGUCUUUGGCGUCGUCGGUUUCGUCGGCACCACCUUCCUCUCCUCGGCCGUCAACCUCAUGACCGUCGCCCUCGGCGCCUCCACCCUCCUCCAGUCCAUCAUCCUCAACAUCCCUGCCGUCCGCUCCAUCUUCAACCUCCCCCCCGCGCCCGCCGACGCCCCCAAGACGGUCACCUACGAGGCUCCACGCGCCACGGCCACCCCUCAGGGCAUCCGCGAGCGCAUGUCGAGCGGCCUCAAUGACAUGAAGAAGGGCUUCUCGGAGCAGGUCACCAACUACACGGGCCAGCAUCAGGGCACCGAGGCCGAAAAGGCGGAGCGCAAGCGCAAGGACCUCUUGCGCAAGCUCGAGGAGACGCGCAGACAGCAGGAACGUGACGAGUUCGAGAAGAAGUACAAGGGCAAGCGAUGAGCUGCACCCUCUUUCCCCUCUCUGUUGGCUAGCCAUUGUCGACAUGGCUCCGGAGCAAGACCAUAAGACGGUCAGACAUGUACAUGUACCCACGCGCGCGGCUGCGAUCAUGUGUAAAACCAUCUAGCAGGGGUCCAGCAGUGGCGAAGCCUGCGGACCAGGCUCAAAGGAAAAGAUCGUGUAUAAUAAUAGACAAGGGUAGAGCCACUCUCCUAAAAAUGGAUCAGGCCUGAGG